GUUCUGUCUCUUCAGUUAAUUAUGGCGUUGCUGGGUCGCUUCUCUUCCUCUCUCCUGCGCUCUGUGUGCCAGGUACAGAACCGCCAGCUGUCCGCUGUAGCUCAUGGAGAUCAAGGAGCAAAGACUUGGAAGUUGCUGACGUUCUUGGUGGCUCUGCCCGGCGUUGGUGUUUGCAUGCUGAACAUGUUCCUGAAGCACCACAGCCACGACAACCCAGAGUUCGUCCCCUACACUCACCUGCGUAUCCGCAGCAAGCGUUUCCCAUGGGGUGACGGGAACAAAUCACUCUUCCACAACUCCCACGUGAACGCCCUGCCCGACGGUUAUGAGGGCCACGAAGAGUAAAGAUUGUGAAGCAUCAGUUCUUGAUUUCUCCUCAUGAUGGACCAGAGGGCUUUCUUGUUCCCCUCUUACCUCCUGGACCGGACCAUACUCCUUUAUUUCAGUUUACAUAGCAACAUGCUCUGACCAUCUCGUACCUCCUGUGUGCUUCGCUCCACUGUGGUGCACCUAACUUAACCAGUCACGUUCCAGCUAAAUAAAGAUUUAUUCCUUAAUUUAAAAACAA
Molecule: messenger RNA, 568 nt
Organism: Trichomycterus rosablanca
Lineage: Eukaryota; Metazoa; Chordata; Actinopteri; Siluriformes; Trichomycteridae
Product: cytochrome c oxidase subunit 6A, mitochondrial
Exons: 3
Coding region: 22-345 (107 amino acids)
Biological process (GO): mitochondrial electron transport, cytochrome c to oxygen
Cellular component (GO): mitochondrial inner membrane
Molecular function (GO): enzyme regulator activity
Source: RefSeq, a predicted model, not a curated record